Xenopus tropicalis (tropical clawed frog) is the source of this 2119-nucleotide messenger RNA. RefSeq names its product hydroperoxide isomerase ALOXE3. Bases 17 to 2029 code for a protein of 670 amino acids. Gene Ontology annotation, biological process: lipid oxidation. Gene Ontology annotation, molecular function: metal ion binding; iron ion binding; oxidoreductase activity, acting on single donors with incorporation of molecular oxygen, incorporation of two atoms of oxygen. Gene Ontology annotation, cellular component: cytoplasm. Lineage: Eukaryota; Metazoa; Chordata; Amphibia; Anura; Pipidae. The transcript has 14 exons. The record is from RefSeq and is a predicted model, not a curated record.
GAGACAAGUGAGAGAAAUGCUGACUUAUAAAUUAGAAAUAGAGACCGGCAAGGAACUCUGUGCUGGGACCAUAAACACCAUCUCAGUGGUUCUGGUUGGUUCCGGGGGAGAGAGCCCGAAGCACACACUGGAUCACUGGGGGAGAGAUUUCCUUCCGGGCGCUAGAGACGUGUAUGAGGUGAGAUGUGAGCAAGAUAUUGGGGAGAUCCUGGUGUUGAGACUCUACAAGGAACCUUUCCGACAUUUCCCCAAGGACGACUGGUUCUGCAACUCCAUCACAGUGACCUGCCCCAAUGGAGAGACGGCUGAAUUCCCACUUUUUUUGUGGGUCUCAGACUACGGAACCUUUGAAAUUCAGCAGGGAAAGGGUGUAAUACUGACGGAGAGUGUCAGCCCCAUCAUAAAGAAGCAGAGAGCAGCGGAACUGGAGCUAAAGAGACAGACACACGAGUGGAAAAUAUACGCUGAAGGGGCCCCUCGCUGUAUCAGCGCCGACAAUGUUAAAGAUCUGCCCCCCAAUGAUCGAUUCUCCUUCCUGAAGACAAUCAGCUUUGGCUUCGAUUAUCUGACCAGUUCUAUUGGGCCCAAGCUGAAAGGCUACCUACAGUGCUCCGACUCCUGGGCCGAUAUCAACGACAUCAAGAGAGUCUUUUGCUGCCAGUGGACAGAAAUCUCAGAUCUGGUGUCUGAGCUGUGGAAGGAGGACUCGUUCUUUGGGUACCAGUAUCUGAAUGGGUUAAACCCGCUGAUGAUCCAGAAAUGUCUCCGGAUUCCCGAUAAUUUCCCUGUUGAUGAUUUGACCGUGUCUGCGACUCUAGGGGAGUCCACAACCCUCCAGGCGGAACUGCAGAACGGAAACAUCUUCCUGGCAGAUUACAAGAUCCUUGAGGGGAUCCCUACGAAUGUUAUUAAUGGGGAAAGGCAAUAUCUCGCUGCCCCAAUGUGCCUGCUCUGGAAAUCCAAAAACAAUUACAUAGUUCCUAUUGCAAUCCAGCUAAAUCAAACCCCCGGGGAGGAGAACCCAAUCUUUGUGCCCACUGACCCCGAAUGGGACUGGACUUUGGCCAAGAUCUGGGUGCGAAACUCUGAGUUUCAGGUCCAUGAGGUUGUCUUUCAUUUACUCCACACUCAUCUGUGCGCUGAGGUCUUCAACAUCGCUACCACCCGGCACCUCCCCAUGGGCCACCCUGUGUAUAAGCUCAUCCACCCGCAUCUCCGUUACACCCUGGAGAUUAAUACCCUCGCCCGGCAGACUCUCAUUGGCCCAAAUGGCCUCUUUGAUCAGGCUGUGGUGACUGGGAAUGGGGGAGUUCCGGUGCUACUUGCAAGAGCCGUGGAGAGUCUGACCUACAGCGCCCUCUGUCUCCCUGAUGAUAUUCAGGCAAGAGGUGUUGAGUCCAUUCCCAAUUAUUUCUACAGAGAAGACGGGAUGAGGAUCUGGAGAGCCAUGGAAAGCUUUGCGUCGGACAUUAUUCAUUACUAUUACCCGAGUGAUGAAACCGUCUCUGAAGAUCCAGAACUUCAGGCUUGGGUGGCAGAGAUCUUCCAGGAAGGCUUCCUGUCCAAUAAAAACUCAGGAAUCCCAUCAUCCUUUGCCACCCGGGUGGAGCUGAUCAAAUACCUGACGAUGGUGAUGUUCACAUGUUCUGCUCAGCACGCAGCUGUCAACAGUGGGCAGUUUGACUUCUUCUCCUGGAUGCCCAAUGGUCCUUCCACCAUGAGGAAACCUCCCCCCACCACUAAGGGCACCACCACCUACCAGAGUAUCCUGGAGACGUUACCAGCCAUAAACACCACCGCUACAGCCAUGGUGGCUGUCAGCCUCCUUAGUAAGGAGCCACUCGAUCAGAGACCCUUGGGAAAAUACAAAAAUGUGAACUUUGUUGAAGACGCGCCGAAGAAAUGCAUUGAGCAAUUCAAGGAAAAGUUAUCUGAGAUUUCUAAGGAUAUCAAGGUGAGGAACAAGACCAAGAGGCUGACGUACCAUUACCUGGAUCCGGAGGAAAUCGAGUGCAGCAUCUCCAUUUAGUUGAGACCCCUGAGGAGACCUGUCUCUUUCUAUAUUUCCUGCAUAGAUAUUUCCCUUUUUCUUUCUGCUUUUUAUACUGUGAAAAAUAAA